AUGUCAAGACAGGGCCAAAGGUUUAGAGCGGUGAAAGAUGAUACAACAAAUCCAACCCUUUUCAAGGUCAUGGAGUCUCAAACGUUUCUCCAAGAUGAGACCGUUUUAUCCUAUGUUGAUGAGUUCAUUAACAAGCAUCCCUUGAAUUCUUUACAAUCCGGUAGUUCAGAAAUUGCAACUGGCUCAUCUACAUAUAGUGGAAUAAAUCCAACUGUUUUGUCCCAGCUGAACCGUUUACAAAGAAGCUUAAGAGGAUUACCGCCACUAUUUGACGACGAAACAGUCCCACCAUCACAGCAAACUGCAACAGACUCUCAACCAACCGAAAACAAGAAGAUUGUUUUUGAUGAAUAG
Messenger RNA from Pichia kudriavzevii, 354 nucleotides. RefSeq lists its product as uncharacterized. The coding region runs from base 1 to 354 and encodes 117 amino acids. The record is from RefSeq and is a predicted model, not a curated record. Lineage: Eukaryota; Fungi; Ascomycota; Pichiomycetes; Pichiales; Pichiaceae. The transcript has a single exon.